CAGGAGAGCAGUGAGGGAGGUUUCUGUCUGAUGGAUGUUGUGACUUGAUGUAAGUUCUCGGAGUCACGCGUGAGGCGAAAACAACGAGUGUGGAUAAACCGGACGGCAGCCCACCAGGGUUUAAACCACCUCAGCAGGCGAGUAAGAGGCGUGGUGCUAUUUAAAAAUCACCACCCACUGAUGAAAGGAGCUGCAGCGAAAAGCCACCGUUCGAUCUUCUCCAACUAUGUGUAAUUUUAAAGUGCCUGGAGCGUUUGUGCGUAAAAGUGCGCACUUCCCGCUGUGUCCUUGUCUUCAUCUACAUCGGAUCUAGAGCUGAGCAGGAGGAGAACAGCCGUCAAACCAUCGGUAAAAAUAAAAAUGGCUGUGCUCCGUCCCGCCCGGAGCCGCUGCAGUUCGCCUCUGACGGGGUUAAUGUGCGUUUUAUUGCUCGUUUUCGUCUCCGUUGCCUCCGCAAGUCGUGAUGUCGCUCCGGGAAACAACGAAACAACCGAGAGGGCGCAGGAGGACUCGCAUCACCUAAAUAACUCCACUCGGCAUAAAAAGGCUUUCCCCGUCCUCUCCGUCAACUACGAAUACGUCAAGAAGCCCUUUGAGAUCUCCCUGUGGAUCCUCCUGGCCCUGCUGAUGAAACUUGGUUUCCACAUUAUUCCCCGGGUAUCAAACGUCGUCCCAGAGAGCUGUCUGUUGAUUGUCGUCGGUCUGCUGAUUGGCGGCAUCAUCAAAGCCAUCGGACAGGAACCCCCCGUCCUCAGCUCCAAGCUCUUCUUCCUCUACCUGCUGCCUCCCAUCAUCCUCGAUGCCGGCUACUUCCUGCCCAUCCGGGCCUUCACAGAGAACAUGGGCACCAUCCUGGUGUUUGCUGUGGUGGGCACGCUCUGGAACGCCUUCUUCGUCGGCGGGAUGAUGUACGGUGUGUGUCGGAUUGUAGGGAGUCAGCUGGCCAGCGUGGACUUGCUGUCCUGCCUACUCUUCGGCUCCAUCAUCUCGGCCGUGGACCCCGUGGCCGUCCUGGCCAUGUUCGAGGAGAUCCACAUCAACGAGCUGCUGCACAUCCUCGUGUUCGGGGAGUCGCUCCUCAACGACGCCGUCACUGUGGUUCUGUAUCACCUGUUCGAGGAGUUUUCCCACGUAGGGACUGUGACCGUAAGCCACGCCCUCCUCGGUGUGGUCUCUUUCUUCGUGGUCUCUCUGGGAGGCGUGAUGGUGGGAGCCAUGUACGGCAUCCUGGGCGCUUUCACUUCCCGCUUCACCUCUCACACUCGUGUCAUCGAGCCCCUGUUUGUUUUCCUCUACAGCUACAUGGCUUAUCUGUCUGCAGAGGUCUUCCACCUGUCAGGGAUCAUGUCGCUGAUAGCGUGUGGUGUGAUCAUACGGCCGUACGUGGAGGCCAACAUCUCCCACAAGUCCUACACCACCAUCAAAUACUUCCUGAAGAUGUGGAGCAGCGUGAGCGAGACUCUCAUCUUCAUCUUUCUUGGCGUUUCCACGGUGGUCGGCCCUCACGCUUGGAACUGGAUCUUCGUCAUUUCCACUGUCGUCCUCUGUUCGGUGUCGAGAGUGCUGGGAGUUGUUGGUCUCACGUACAUUAUCAAUAAGUUCCGUAUUGUGAAGCUGUCCAAAAAGGACCAGUUCAUCGUGGCCUACGGUGGCCUGCGAGGUGCCAUAGCCUUCUCACUGGGGUUCCUGCUGACCAACGAGAACAUCAAGCACCUGUUCCUCACCGCCAUCAUCACAGUCAUCUUCUUCACUGUCUUCGUGCAGGGAAUGACGAUCAAGCCUCUGGUGGAGCUUCUGGAAGUGAAGAAGAAGAAGGAGAGCAAACGGUCAAUUAACGAGGAGAUUCACACACAGUUCCUGGAUCAUCUCCUCACAGGAAUUGAAGACAUCUGUGGUCAUUAUGGACACCAUCACUGGAAAGACAAGCUGAACCGCUUCAAUAAGGCCUACGUGAAGAGGUGGCUGAUCGCAGGCGAGCGCUCCACCGAGCCUCAGCUCAUCUCCUUCUACAACAAGAUGGAGAUGAAACAGGCCAUGAUGCUGGUGGAGAGCGGGAGCGCCGCCAAGCUGCCCACGAUCGUGUCGUCCGUCUCCAUGCAGAACAUCCAGCCAAAAGGGCCGGUCAAACGGCGGGCGAUACCGAGCAUCUCGAAGAGUCGUGAGGAGGAGAUCAGGAAGAUCCUGCGAUCCAACCUGCAGAAGACCAGACAGAGGCUUCGCUCCUACAGCAGACAUGACCUGCUGAUUGACCCGUUUGAGGACGUGAGUGAGGUUCGCUUCAGGAAGCAGAGGGUGGAGAUGGAGAGGAGGAUGAGUCACUACCUCACAGUUCCUGCAAACCGCCAAGAAACCCCGCCAGUGAAAAAAGUCUGUUUUGACUCAGAACACCAGGUUUACACUUACAAUGACAUGGAGAGCCCCAGAGGCCGGGCGUCUCAGCCUCAUCUCAGCCGUCCUGAUGCCAUCAGCGUGUUGAAGGAAUCAUCCCAGAGGCCCAGUCAGGGCAGCGCCCUGCGAGCCAAAGGCAGCGCUGAGCUGAGGGCGAAGGCGCUGGACGAGCAGGAGGAGCAGGACCAACUGAAACUAUCACGCUGCCUUAGCGACCCUGGUCCAAAGCAGGACGGGGAGGAAGACGGCUCCUUCCUCUCAUGAUAAAGCACAUAUUUACAGUACUUGAAGGCAGAGGAUGUAUUCUACUCCUCACUUUCUUGUUACCUGUUGCAUUCAAUGAGUGAAGAUCCCUGAAUGCAUGGGGGUCGUAGCAAAGCUUGAUAUUUAUAAUUUAGUAUUAUUUUUUUAUGUUACGUGUCUGUGAUAUGGAAUGAUGCCAGUUGUUUUUUCAUUAUUUUGAAUGUAUCUUUUUCACAAGUUAUGAUUUUAUCAUACUUAUUACCAAAGUGUUCACCACUGACCUUUCGCUGUUUCAGGAUGAUAUGACUGAAGUGAGCCACAGGUCCACGAUUUGUGUCUCAAUGUGUAGACAGAGACAUCAGAUAGAACAAAAAAAGACAGACUUGGAUCACCAGAUGCGUGGAGUUUACCCCCUCAGAGCACAGGAUAAGGAACGCCUUAAAUACAUAGAGAGAUAUUAGUGUAGAUGCAUCAGAUGAAUCAGUGUUGGCAUAUGAAGUAACACAAAUUUCCAUAACAGCAGCACUUAAGAUGUGUUUGAGGUCAUUCGGAAAGAGAAUCUCAGAACUUCUAAAAUAUCUUAACAGUUGAGAACAGAAAUUUUGUACGAACAGUCAUGGUCCCCGGAGCAGGAAUCCUGCUGACUCUGUUGAUCUUCUGACGUUUCCUCUGGCGCCACCAUGAGGUUCACAUUUGUGAUUUUAAGUGAAAUGUCUGGUCAAAAUUUCAGUUUGUCCUUCUGGUUUGUGACCAACUGCCUGAAACUGAUCACAUUCCUGUCAGCCUCAGCCUUGUUACCAUUCCAACUGCCAAAACUAAGAUUAGGAUGGUAAACAUUAUACCUGCUCAGCAUUUAGCAUUUAGCUCAAAGCACAGCUGUACCUGCAUAGAGCCGCUAACAUAGCUACAGUCUCUGUAAAAGUAAAGUCUGCUGCUCUGUACAUACCUGGGUCAAAAACAGCUUUAAGAAAUUCUAAAAAAAACAAUGAUUGUUUAUGUAUUUAUAUUUAAAAACAAUCAACCAGUAUAUCAAUAUUUAAUUUUUAAAACUCAAAUAUCAACAUUGGUGUGUGCCUCAUCCAUACAGGUCGGGCUUUACAAUGAAGUCUAAAAUACUUUGAGGAUAUAACUUCUUGUGAACUCGUCUCUGUUUAGUUAAACAGAAAACACCAAUCUGCUUAUCCUAGAACGUUAAAUAACCUCGGUUAAGAACAAAAUACAAAUAUUGUUUUACGGAUGUCUGUGAACAAGCGUAGCGCUGUGUUUAUCUUUACAAACGUUGCUGCAUGACUGAUCAGUGUUUUCUCAGGGACUGCAACGUGGUGCAGUAUUAACAUAUGCCCUCUGCAGAAAAAAAAUAAGUGUGUCCAAAGUGUGCUCCACAGUGAUCUGUUUGUAAUGUGACUGUUUUUAAGCUGAAGUGUUCUAACUCAUUGAGUUUGUCAAAUGAAGCUCCACAUAUCAUGCAUGCCUCGAGACUUUUAUUGAAAGGUCAAAGAGAUCAGAUCAACUUUUCAUAUCUGCACUGCACAGCACUCGACUGCCUGAGCUUUUGCUACCUGCACAUUUUGCCUUAAAAUGUUUUGCUUUUCGUGUUUGCCAGUUGAAGUUUUUUUUUAUAUAUUUUGAAAACAAAAAUGUGUCAUAAAUAUUUGUCAAAUGAAGAAAUGCUUUAAAUCCUGUCUGAAAUAAAGUUGUAAUUGUCAACA
This is a messenger RNA of Toxotes jaculatrix (banded archerfish), 4340 nucleotides long. Its product is annotated as Na(+)/H(+) exchanger beta-like. Lineage: Eukaryota; Metazoa; Chordata; Actinopteri; Toxotidae. The coding region runs from base 361 to 2652 and encodes 763 amino acids. Gene Ontology annotation, molecular function: sodium:proton antiporter activity. Gene Ontology annotation, biological process: proton transmembrane transport; sodium ion transport; regulation of pH. Gene Ontology annotation, cellular component: membrane. The transcript is spliced from 12 exons. The record is from RefSeq and is a predicted model, not a curated record.